Molecule: messenger RNA, 4863 nt
Organism: Schistosoma curassoni
Lineage: Eukaryota; Metazoa; Platyhelminthes; Trematoda; Strigeidida; Schistosomatidae
Source: the annotation of a GenBank genome assembly
GGCGCACUUGAAGAAGAGAGAUCUAGCGCUACAACUAUUUUAUUUUAAAAUCAUGAUGAUAUUUCAUUAUGAGGUUUCUGGAGUCUUUCCUUCGUAUUAAUUGCUUAAAAAUGGGGCUCAGCAGCUCUCAGUUAGAGAAAGAGAUUGCCAGUGAUCAACUUCUCAGUGGAGAACGAUAUUUUGGGCUGGUGAACUUCGGAAAUACGUGCUACUGCAAUUCAGUCAUACAGGCCUUGUUCUUCUGUAAGCCAUUUCGAGACAAGGUCUUACAAUACAAUGAUCGAGCGAAAAAUCCCAAAAAGGAAACUCUACUGACAUGUCUUUCGGAUCUCUUUUAUUCAGUCGUAUCUCAGCAAAGAAGAGUGGGUCAGAUGCGCCCUAAAAAAUUCAUACAAAAGUUGAAGCGGGAGAAUGGAUUAUUUGAUAACUAUUUGCAACAGGAUGCUCAUGAGUUUCUUAAUUAUCUUCUCAACAAAAUAGCUGACAUAAUAAGAGCCGAACAACAACCAACCGGAGUAGAAGAUGCUGAAGAUCCUAGUGAUUGUGAAAUGACUGAUGUUUCAGAAAGUAAUCAAAAGCAUAGUGGCCGUAAUUGGAUUCAUGAGAUCUUCCAAGGAAGCUUGACCAAUGAAACUAGGUGCCUUAACUGUGAUAAUGUUCGCACGAAAGAGGAAAAUUUCCUCGAUCUAUCAGUUGAUGUCGGAGAAAAUGUUGAUAUAUCUUAUUGUCUCCGUUGCUUUUCCGAUACUGAAACAAUGCGUUCAGACAAUAAGUAUUACUGUGAAUUUUGUCGUUGCAAGCAAGAAGCUCAGAGACGGAUGCGCAUUAAAAAGCCACCUUUACUUCUGGCCCUGCAUUUGAAGCGAUUCAAGUAUUCAGAAAAUCUCAAUCGGUUUAUCAAGUUGUCCUACAGAGUCGCUUUCCCUAUGGAAUUAAGACUAUUCAAUACGUCUAGUGACUCAUCUAAUGAUGAUCGUCUAUAUAAUCUUAUGGCUGUUGUCGUUCACUCAGGCUCUGGACCAAAUCGUGGACAUUAUGUAACACUUGUGAAGUCUCAUGGAUUAUGGUUUUUGUUUGAUGACGAACUAGUUGAAAAAAUCCAUCGCACCAAUAUUGAAGACUUUUUUGGUUCGUCUACGGAAACCUCGAAAUCUUCUUAUACAGCUUACAUUCUUUUCUAUUUAGACGCUAAAGUUGCUUCAGACAAAAUGGUUACUCCAAAUCCAAAAGACUUAUACCGCUUUUGUGAUCUUGUAAUGGAGUCAGUUGUAGAGAUGAGUCCACCCUCGUAUGAUCUACCUUGGCUUCCUGGGUUUGAAGAAUGUAAAACAGACUAUGAACGUGUCAAGAAGUUUAUGUCAAUGCCAUUUCUUAGACAAUUUAAAAUCUCAAUCUCUGACCAAUCAUCAGCUGUGAAAAAUAAUUCCAUUGCUAAACAAAAACGUGAACAGGGAAAUGAAGCAUGGCGUACUAAUAAUUUAUCUUUAGCUCUUCGUUACUACACUGAAGCGAUUUUCUUUGCCAGCAGUUCUGAAGAAAAAGCUUUAGGCUAUGGUAAUCGGUCAUGUGUUUUAAGUCGUAUCGGUGUUCAUGAAGCAGUAUUACAAGAUAUUGAUCUGGCUAUUAAAUAUAAUUUCCCUAAAGAUCGUCGUCCACGUCUAUUUAUACGUCGUGCACAAAGUCUUAUUUCGCUGAAACUCUUUAAAGAUGCAUUAACUGAAUUUAAUAACUGUGUGGAAUAUAUGAAAUCUGAAAAUUUAACUAUUCCAAAUAAUUUAAAUGAAAUGAUGCAAAAGGGAAUAAAAGACUGUUCAACUAUAAUAAAAGAUGAAGUAUUGAUUGAUAAUUCAGUUAUACCGUACUUUGUACAUGAGGCGAAAUCGUUAAUAAUGAAGCAUGAAAACACUCAAACGAUCAUUACAAAGAAUUAUAAUAAUCCUAAUAAUAGCAGUAAUAUCACAGAUCAUAAUUUGCAUCCAAGCAUUUUUCGCUCUCUCCAUUUACAAGAUCCACCAGCUGUGAAAUUAAAUUAUAAUGAUGAAUUUGGUUGGCAUAUCGUAGCGACAAAAAAUAUUCAGCCAGGUGAACUUCUCAUACUAGAUAAACCGUAUUCUUGUAGACUUCAUUACAAUAGAUUAUUACUCAAUUGUUAUCGUUGCUCUAAACGAUGUAUCAAUCCUAUACCCUGCCGUAAUUGUACUCAGGUUGGUUUUUGUAGUGAAUUGUGUGAACAAGAAGCUUGGAAUCCAGUAUGGAUCGAUAUUAACACAUCGUUGCCCUUAGAGUCGACAGCUGAUUUAUCUUUACCGUGCCAUCGUUUCGAAUGUGGACUUGUUGAUCGACUGAUUAUAGAAGAUUAUGCUGGUUGGAAACGAUUACGCAGUAAAUCGUCAAAUGACUUGACAGUAUCAAUAAAGAAAUUGAAGUCAUUCAUUGAUAAAUUAUCUGAUGACGAUGUAAUUGGUGGACCGAAUAUUUCAUGGCUUGCAUUUUCUCUUUUAACUAAAACUGCCCCGAAUAUUUUGAAUAGAUUAAUCAAGAUUUCUUUAAAUAAAUUAAUUUAUCAAAUUGAUGAAAACCCAGUAAACAAAGAAGAAUUAUCAUCAUUUACUGGUAAUCGUGUUAUUCCACAACAAAAUUGGGAUGAUUAUACAACUGUUGAUUGGCUGAUAACAAAUUCAAUUAAACGUAAAACUAGUGAUUUAUGGCAACGGACUGUUGUAGCUGUUUAUUUAACUUUUUGUCUUGAAGUAAUUCAAAUACAGUUUUGCAAUCGGUCAAUCACAAAUCAACGAGAUAAUGAGCUCACGUGGUUGGUCAGGAAAUGGUUUGAAUUCCUAGAGUGAGGCAUACACUGUUAGUGACGUUAAAUAUAUAUAGGGUUACAUAACAGUUCAGUCAAUAAACACCUUUCUCACUCUCAGUAUUUUCUUUUGAAUAACCGUUUGGGCUCGUAUCUAGGGUGAUCAGGGAUCAGUAUUGAUAUCGGACAUUGCACGUGGCAACUGAAUCAAGUCGUAUUCACCGGCCGGUGGUUAUCCAAUUACCAGAGACGUUGAUGAUAAUAGUCAAUUGGAUUGUACACUACUGCCAUUUGAUUGGGCAUCUACAUGUAUAUUACAUCAUCUUCAAUGUAUCUCAUCUAAUGGUCAUUCGUUAUCAUUACCUGAAUAUAUUUUUACAGAAAAUACUACAACUGUUCAUAAUAAUAAUACUAGUGAUAAACAACACAAAAUACCCGGUAUAGAUUUAAACAAAUUGACAUCAACUGAAAUAUCUACUUGUUUAUAUCCAGUUUUGUCAUUAAUCAAUCAUUCAUGUGAUCCAAAUAUUACCAAUGUAACAAUUGAUAAAUUUCAAUGUGCGAUUUAUUCAAUCCGACCUAUUAAACAAAAUGAAAUUAUUUAUGGAAAUUAUGGUUUACAUUAUGCAGUACAUUCUCUUAAUGAACGUCAAAGCUCAUUACAAUCGCAAUAUCAUUUUCAUUGUGUAUGUCAAGCAUGUAUAGAGAAUUGGUCACCUCUCAUUACAACUACUAAUAGUAUAACUAAUAAUAAUAAGGAUUUCCAAUUAAAAUGUAUUACGUGUUCUGGUUUAAUUAAUUUUGGUACAGUAACAACAUUAUUGGAUAGUGAUAAUAAGUCAUCAUUAAAAAAUAUCCAUUAUUGUCAAUGUAGUCAACCGAUCCAAUUGAAGUCAUUGAGUAAAUUUCAAAAACUUGUUUACAAUGAUUUAUACACUAAAUUUAAUACUAUACCAUUAACAUUUCAAAAAACUUCACCGAAGAAAAUGACAAAUAAAUUUUUAAAUAAAUUUAUUGUUUAUACUAAACAAAUGUUAGAUACAGAACAUUUAUAUAGUAUACUUCAACGACCUUGUACUACUUUAGAUUGGUUACAAGAAAUGCUUAAACAAUUGCUUGAUCUUCAACACUCUGGUUGGUCAUAUGAAAGUAAAAUAAUUCGAUCAGCAUUUUAAAGGAUGUUCUAAUGUAUAUUUUUGUUGCGUAAUUCUGUACCUUUCCCUAUCAGAUGAACCGAAUUCUAAUAUUGUUCUCUUAUUUGAUGGAUUACAGUGACAUGGGCGCAUCAUCCGCAAUUUUUAUCUUCUAAAUAAAAUGAUUCCAUUUAACUAUAAAUUUCACAAAUGAACAUCGACUGAAACCCUUCAACAAUAAACAGUAUGACAUCCAACAAUCCUGCCUUGCUCUCCAUUGACUCUCGUUAGUUUGAGUUUGUAAUGGAAAUUUUCUUUAAAACGAAUAAAGUUUAAAUCAUCCAUCUAGAAACUGGAUACUAAUCGGUACUUAUUCAUUCCUGUCUUCCUUAUUCUAAUGUUUUCGUUUUACUAUUCCUAGUCAGCACUACGUUAUGUUUCAUGUUGUUUUGUUCUAUUUAUUUGUGGAUAAUUUUGUGACCAUGACUCCGGUUAUUGGAGUUGGUCAGUAGGAACGAACUUCUGAUGCUUUUUUCUAUUUUCAUUUUCUAUAAUUUGCUACAUUGAACGUUUUUUCAAAAUUUACCUUAUAACAAACUGUUUUGUUACAUGAUAUAGUCAUUUUAAUCACUAUCCCGUUAUCUCUUAGUUUGGUCAAGAUCAGAUCACCGGUUAAUUUCAUUCGUGACUUCUUUCUUCCAUUUAUUCAUAGAAUUUUUCUGAAGGAAGUUACUAACGUAAUAUUAGUAUGCUUUUUUUCUAGAUCAUCCAAAUAAGUCUUCCAAAGAAUAUUUGAAAAUAAAUGGAUGCUUUCAUGAUACCUAAAAACAUUUAGCACUUUUUUUUAUCUUACAUAACUUUAUUAUUUGCUACACCAUUGUGAUCUGUCUUUUUGUUUACUAAUUUUCAUCUUAUUUCCAGUUUUUU